Molecule: messenger RNA, 3774 nt
Organism: Anopheles arabiensis
Lineage: Eukaryota; Metazoa; Arthropoda; Insecta; Diptera; Culicidae
Gene: Gyg
Product: glycogenin-1
Exons: 9
Coding region: 339-3491 (1050 amino acids)
Cellular component (GO): cytoplasm
Molecular function (GO): glycosyltransferase activity
Source: RefSeq, a predicted model, not a curated record
AACGCCGGCCUUUCCUUGAGUUGAUUGUAUUUAUAGAACUAUGUGAAACAACUUCUCACAAAAUACCGGUUGCGUUUCCGCGGCUCUUAUCAUCGUCAUUUCGAACAAAACCUGCCACCACGGAGUUUCGUGCGAUGCUGUAGUGUUUUUAGGUUUAGGUAACUUCAUUAACGAAACGUCUUUCCUCAAUUUUCUAUCAAUAACCGUCGUCCUUCCCUGCGCCGCUAAACUUGUUUUAUUCAAUAGCCUGCAGCAUUUCUUUGGUUGAUCUUCUCAGUGUGGAGACAUCAAGUGCAUCUCAGUUUACACCAGCAAAGAAUUGUCAACAAGUCAACAAAAUGAGCAAAUACGCCUGGGUGACUUUAGCGACCAAUGAUUCCUACUCCCUUGGAGCUCUUGUUGUAGCUCACUCGCUAAAGCGAGUUCAUACUGAGCAUCAAACAGCUGUGCUCAUUACGCCAGGUGUAUCGGAAUCAAUGAAAACAAAGCUACGCGCUGUAUUCAAUGUUGUAGAAGAGGUUAAUCUACUGGAUUCAAAAGAUGAAGCAAAUCUUGCGCUUCUUAAGCGACCAGAGCUGGGUGUUACUUUCACCAAAUUACACUGUUGGCGCCUUACACAAUUCGAGAAAUGUGUUUUCCUCGAUGCUGAUACGCUGGUUUUGCGCAACUGUGAUGAGCUUUUCGAACGAGAAGAGCUAUCGGCUGCACCUGACAUUGGCUGGCCGGAUUGUUUCAAUUCAGGCGUGUAUGUGUACACCCCAAAUAUGGAAACAUUCUCUAGCUUGGUUCAGUACGCUGUCACUCACGGUAGUUUCGAUGGCGGGGAUCAAGGAUUGCUGAAUUCAUACUUCUCUGAUUGGGCUCACAAGGACAUCCAGAAGCACUUGCCCUUCAUUUACAACACGUCUUCGGUGGCGACGUACUCUUACUUGCCUGCAUUUAAACAGUUUGGACAAAACACAAAAAUUCUUCAUUUCAUCGGUGUUGCUAAGCCAUGGCUGCAGAACUUUAACUCUGAAACACGAAAAGUUUAUGUUCCUUCCGAAUGUCAGCAUCUAGCCAACUUUCUUCAGUACUGGUGGGACAUUUUUGCUGAAGAUGUUCAUUCACGGCUAAGUCCGGAUAUGCAACAAGCUUUAAAACACUGGAUGAAGCCUUUAAGCAAGGUUAGUGCUAAUCAAUAUCGUUCCACCAGUUCGGGAACGAUCUAUGUAACUAAUGAGACCGACAUCGAUAAUCAGAUGUUAUGUUGGCAAAAUGAACAAAACCAUCAAUCGCAGCAACAGCAAAGAGACGGAUACGUUCCUUCAUAUGAUCCACAAAUGGUAUAUACAGAUCCCUGGGAGGAUUAUCUGCAAAGACAAGAGCAUGCAAAAAAUAUGAGAAAACAAGAAGAAGAGCGGCUAUACUUCCUAUAUUUAGAUCAACUACGUGUUCAAGAACAUGAAAGCCGCCAAGAGUAUGAAUCAUCUCUUGUAAACACAAAGAGUCACCAUGAACAGUCAUAUCAUGUACAUCAUGAUCAACAUGUUUCCCAACAUCAGAAUCUUCACCAAGGUACUGAUGAGGGUCAUGAUGGACAUCGCCAUGAAGUUCAUUAUGAUACAAAUGCCUUCCAGCGUACAGAUCAAUGGGUCGAUAAAAUGAUACAACAACACGAAGCAAAUAUAGGACACUGGGAAAAAGCUCCUAGCAAAGUAUAUGAGGUUCAGGAACGAGAGCCAUUCAGCUUCAAUACUGUGGACCCGACCGGUUAUCAAUUGAACAACAAAUUAAAUCCACAAGACUCAACUGGUGAUAGAAGCACUUCCGUUAAGGAUAGUACUGAAACUAUCACAGUAGAAGAAAUCAAAACGGUUGCUUUAACCUCCCAACAACAAACAUCAUGUCCCGACCUGUACGAACCAGCCGAAUGCCAAGCAAAUGUUGAUGGUGGUAAAAAUGGGGAAGGGGAUGGGAGUGGUAUUGCUGGGGCAUUGGCUCAGUUGCAUCUUGGCGAAGCGAAAUCUAAGGAACAAGAAGCCUACGAAGAGCAUAUGAGACGUCAAUGCUGGGAAACAGGCAACAUCGAUUAUAUGGGUCGGGACUCAUUUGACAACAUUUGGAAACGCAUUCAACAAACCAUAAACACCGGCACCGGCUCAUGCAUGGAAGAAGCAUCCGAGGCUUCCGUUGCGCAAACUACUGCACCUGGUACAACACAACGCGCAAGCCGCCGCCCAUCACGUUCGCGAUCUGCAACUCCGAAAAGAGAUCCGAAAGACCGCUCUCCAACGCCACAACCAGAAGAGAAAAUAUCUGUUGAUAAAAAGGAAGCCCAAGUCGUUCCUCCACCGGUCAUUGCGGAGGAGGACGAUGUUGCUGUCAGUUUAUCUACGAUGGACUGUAGUAGUUUUGCAAUACGACUCCAAACCUCCAGGCUGCCACCACCAAUUCAGUAUGAUCCAACUACCAAUACGACAACAUUGACGAAGAAAGUUUUUGCAGGUUACCAACAAAUUAUAACGACCAAGAGUCCAGAAGGAAAAACUCGAACGCACACGAAGCUGGUCUACGAUCCCUCGGUCGAAGAUGAUGAAACUAAAGAGGAGGCGAAUGUGCCACUUACUACACCCACAGUAGCCUCGAACCAGGACGUAGUAGAUGGUACUGUGAUGCAGAAGGCGACCGUAAAUACUCCUCCAGUAUCGUCGAAGCAAAAGAUAACGACGGCAGCUGCUGAAGGUGGCAUGAAGGAAAUGUCUUCAACAAAAACUGCAAUGCAGGCACCGAAUAUCACUCCUGGAAUUAAAAGAGAUGCCAUUGUUUCUCAGUCACCGAUGCCAAAAUCUGCAUCAAACCCCACGGCUCCAUCCUCAGCCCAACAGCGUCAACAGCAGGUGGCACAGGAAUCGCUUGCAGGUAAAACGAACGCAUUCUUCGAAACACAGCAACCGGUCAAAGCAUUGCGUAAAAAAAGACACAUGUCUCCACCGCCGCAACCACUGCCUACUACAAACGCGACGUCCAACAAUCAAGCCUCAGGAAAAGCAUCAACUUCAUCUUCGCCAUUAUCACCAUCAUCGUCAUCUGCAACGAACGCUUUGCACCGUGGGCUGCCGGCUAAUCCAAAGGCUUCCGUAACUACAGCUAUUUUGCCAUCUGUCGUAUCGCAUCCAUCAAUAGCAUCCUCUAGCAAGGCAGAAGCGAGCAACACACAGAACACUCUCAACACACGCACUUUUCUAAAUAAUCAAAAAGAUGAAUCGGCUCUAACACUGCCAUUACUUGAGAAGACUUCAACACCCGCGUCACAGUCAUCACCGUCUACCAAGAGUUCCACUGAAACGAAACCAAACCACACCGCCGUCGAAGGUUCUAAAGUUGGUUCGCCUCCAGUGCCUCCACGUCGUAAGCGUGAAUCAAGAACUGCAAAAAUAGCAAAAGCGAAAAGAUCGAAAAUAUAUCAAUUGUUACUAUCUUGUAUUUCUUGCACGAAGAAAAAGCGUUGAUAGAAUUUCAUUUGAAAAUAACGUAUGAUGCUAUCGUUAUUAAUGUGUCAAUUAUCAAAAUGGACUCAAAUAUCGAAAAAUAUAUUAUUUACAUUUUGAAAAACUACAACAAAACGAAUGUUUCGUACAGUUUCGUAUAAGCGAAUCAAAAAAAAAAUACAUAUCUUGUAAAGUCGUCAACUCUUAUUCCUGUAACAACAAACAAUAUCCAUAUGUUAGGUAUCAUUUCCUUCCACCAUGAAUAUUACAUUCAGGUAGCUGAAACAUAAAUUUGACCAGAUCA